CCGACGCGCGAGCGCCGGGCAGGGCGGCGGGCGCGCUCAGUCUGGCGGCAGCGGCCGUGCGCGGACAGACGUGCCGGGAGCGCCGCACCGCCCGCGCCUCCCGCAGCCCAGCCGCUUCGCUCCGCCCGGGCCGCGCCCGCUCGCCCGCCAUGGUGUCAUGGAUCAUCUCCAGGCUGGUGGUGCUUAUAUUUGGCACCCUUUACCCUGCGUAUUAUUCCUACAAGGCUGUGAAAUCAAAGGACAUUAAAGAAUAUGUCAAGUGGAUGAUGUAUUGGAUUAUAUUUGCACUUUUCACCACAGCAGAGACGUUUACAGACAUCUUCCUCUGUUGGUUUCCAUUCUAUUAUGAACUAAAAAUAGCAUUUGUAGCCUGGCUGCUGUCUCCCUACACAAAGGGCUCCAGCCUCCUCUACAGGAAGUUUGUGCAUCCCACACUGUCGUCAAAGGAAAAGGAGAUCGACGAUUGCCUGGUUCAAGCAAAAGACCGAAGUUACGAUGCCCUUGUGCACUUUGGGAAGCGGGGCUUGAACGUGGCCGCCACAGCGGCUGUGAUGGCUGCUUCUAAGGUGGCUCGACUCUUUCAUUUUGUCUCCUCUUUGGACCACAGAGAAGGGCAGGUAACCCGGCUGAGAGGUGUGACUAACUCCAAACUGAUCCAGGAGCCCCCUCUGCCCACCAGCACGUGGUCUGGAUCAGAGGGACAGGGGGCCUUAUCCGAGAGACUCCGGAGCUUCAGCAUGCAGGACCUCACCACCAUCAGGGGCGACGGUGCCCCGGCUCCCUCGGGACCCCCUCCACCAGGGCCCGGGAGGGCCAGCGGCAAGCACGGCCAGCCCAAGAUGUCCCGGAGUGCUUCCGAGAGCGCUGGCAGCUCAGUGUGCACCUGCUGCUCCACCUGCAGGACCCGGAAAGUGGUUGAGGGAGACGUGAAUGAGGGUGGUGUGAAGGCAUGGGACCCCCACCAGGUCCAAAAUCCAUUGGCAUUUUCUGACGAGGAGGAGGAAGACCUGCUGGAUUUCAUGUACAAGUAUAAGGCGCCUCGAAGGACGGAAUUGCCCCUGGAGGCACAGUGGCCUAGCCUUCCCACUCACACUGGGACGGUAGUUAUGGCCACCUCCGUGUGCAGGAGUUCGUCUGAUUGCUUUGCAAGGCACCGCCUAGAAUUCUUCGAUCUCGCUUCAGGAAGAAAAGUACCUCAUCCUCGGCCACUGAAACCACGUGAGUGAGAGGAGCCAACGGCACCGGAGCCACAGAACGUUUCUUCUCUGCCUUAAGAGCUACUCACUAACAACCGAAAUCCGCAAGCUGGGUGUGCUUUGAGUGUGCAGCCUCGCAGCCGUGGCCUUUCUCUCUCCCCCAGCCCCCGUUAACGAGUUCUGUUCCUUUUGUCGCUGUCCUUCUCCUUGGUUCGCGGGGGAGAGGCUGAAGGGAAGGGGUGGGGGUGACCUGUGAGGUCCCUGAGGUUGGUGGUUGCCCACGACUGGCUCGCCACGGCACCCAGCGGUGUGUUUUCAGAAAGGCGGCACCACCCUGACGCUGCUGAGAUGUACAUGUGUAAUUUAUCUGUUGCCUACUUAGUUUUUAGUCCUGUACAUGCAAACCAAGCAAUUUUUUUUAAAAAAAUCUUUUUUUUUGUUCUUGGUACUAAUACUUGGGACUAUGAUGUACAUAUUUAUGGCUUUUUGCUUAACAUAAUGGACUUGCAAGGGCUGCCAGAGGUUCUGAUAUGUGAGAAAACUGCAAAAACAGACAUGUAAAAAGAAAAAAGAAUUGAUUCAAGAAAAUGUCUCAGAUGUGCUUGUGAAGCUUCCAAACGUAACUCCAGCAAGACAUCCCUCUCCCUGCCCUUCAGAGCUGGCUCGUCGGUAGGCCGGAGAGGCUGGGAGAGGAGACGAGGGAGGAUGUUCUGGCAACAGAGAUGGGUGUGGCGAGAGGUCAGAGUAGCUUCAUGGGAUUAGAGUCCCAGGAAGUUCGUCUUGGGAGUUUCUGAAUCCUCCCAGGGAAUCUAUCCUUGCCUUCAGCAAUGGCUCAACUCUGGCAAAAUUUCGUAGGGAUGGGGACCCCCAGAGCUGCCGAGAGGAAUACUGGAGUGUCUCCCAAGUGCGUAGUGAAUGGCCAUUUCUCCUUCACAGUGACCAGAGCCGCAGCUGAUUGCCUCAGGCGCAAGAGCUUAAAACCUGAGCACCUUGUUUUAGAGCACAUUAGGCAACAACAAAAUCCUAGAACUCUGCUGUUUCAGAUAAGCUGUAAAGUACACCCACGGCACGUGUGCAACAGUCCAAACAGUGGUUCUAGCAGCGCUUUAGAGUCUGAGACCUUUAUGGGUAAGACCUGGUAGCUCACAUCCGGGUAGCUGUCCGUCACUCCUGGCCUGUGUAGAACAUGGUUAUGUGUGUGUGUAUGUGUGUGGGGGUGGGGCGGGGGUUGACGCUCACGGCCCUAUAGGUGUUAAGGAAUGUUUUACACAAGGCCGGACUGCUCAGUAGAGGACUGAAGUCUGAGAGGAAAAGAAGAAUCUGGUUGGAAUAGCACCGUGCUCUCCCCGCGAAAGCUGAGCUGAACCACAGGACCAGCGCACCUGUGCUUAGAGUUGGUGUGUUCUUUCAGUGUAACGCAUGCAGUGGCCGCAGCCCAGUUACUCGUAGCGUGUGGACCGUGUGUUGGUAGACAUGCCUUGAGGACUAGAGAAUCCGUGUUGUAGACCACACGGAACCUACUGUCAACCCAGCUAAACUGUCAGCCCACAGGCCCACCUAAACACCGCCCCCUUACGCAGCCACGAAAACACGCUUCGGCGGCCUUGGCUGACGGCACAUUAGCUGGAUCUUAGCCACCCAGAAAUUGUUUGACCUGAUUGUUGCCAGAUGUACAUACUGAAAUCCCUUCUUCCUACAGUUCCUCUGUUGGUGACUUUGCAUUUUACAAAAAGACUUAGGAAAAUAAUCCAAAAGCCAGCUGGAGGCUGAGACGGCUAACGGACACUGUCAGUCCCUUGCCUGCGCCCCACACCCACCGAUGCCUAAACCCGUUAGGAAAGGCAGGCAUCACGGAAUCACUCCAGAAGGAAGCAGGUUCUUUCAGAUGUGUUUGCUUGUUACUUGGAGCUAGGAUGGACAGAAAUGAGUGCAAAAAAGCUUAAGUUAAGCAGCUUUUUAGCAACUUUCGUUUUGCCAAGAUACUUAAAUGCCUUUAGCAGCAGAAUUUAAAAUCCGAUAGUGAACAAGCUCUGUUGUCACCAUUUUACAAUGGCAAGUUAUAACCAGUACAGGCUAUCAAGUUUGCACUCAACUAUGCCAAAAAAAAAAAAAAAAAGUUUGAAGCACUCUACUUUUCAGACAUGCUGUAUUAUUCUCAUUCAAGAUUAAAUAUAAAGGUCUCCAAACUGCUGUCUUAAUGUACAUGUACCGUUUUCUUCCUGCAAGUGUUGACUAGAGAGUUGGUUUCUUUCUUAAAGACACUCACUGUACAACUGAGAGCAGCUGUCAUAUUUCUGGCAAAAUGUGUUUACUGAUCCAACAGGCUGUAUACUUGUGUGUGAACUGACAUAAAAUGUGAAUGCCUAUCAGUGUACAUGUAGUGCUGUGGUGUUGUCUGAAGGGUAGAACUGAAUGUCUUUAACUUACUGACUUAUUACACACAGGCUGUUUACAGAAGGCUAGCUGGAAAGUCUGUAAAUUGCCAUGUCAUAACUUUUAGGUAACUGCCAUUGAACACCUGUUCCGUGUCUGGGGAGGGGCCAUGUGGUCUUGUGCUUAUAACCUGGAGGGUUCGGCCACAACCCCUCCUGGCUGUGCGUGAAUAGCAUGCUCGUUUUGCUGGCCUCCGACACGUGUGCUGUCCGUGGGGAGCCGUCCAUGUGUCUGUGGUGAGUGCUUGUCAACCAUGACUGUCACUGAGCCUUCCCGGGUCCUCCGCCCUGCACGGUGUUUGAAGCGGCAGGGGACGCGCGGCAUCCUGUCGGCGCGCACAGAGCUGACUCUGGACCGUGCUGUGCGCUAGUUCCCCUGUAGAGCGAUCUGUGAUGGAACAGUAUACCGGACUGUGCAUCAAAGGGAUGAAAACUACAGUAUUCCAAAGGUUGAAGUUCUGCUGUUUUGUUACAAUGCCUGAUAAACAUCUUGAAUAAAGUCUUAACAUUUUUCUUUUAAAGAAACAUCUUGGUAAUGUUGGGCUUAUGAGGAAAGGAAAUUUUGUUUGUAAUGUGGAAGCUAGCAAGGAUUGAAAGCUGAGCGCUCAGCCGCGAACUGGCCUGGUGACUUGGCCUGUGACUACUGCACAGGAUUUUGGGAAGAAGGAACGUUAAAUGACAUGAAUGUUUUUAAAACUGGUUGCUCACACAAAUACAAAACUUGGAAGUA
Oryctolagus cuniculus (rabbit) is the source of this 4358-nucleotide messenger RNA. Lineage: Eukaryota; Metazoa; Chordata; Mammalia; Lagomorpha; Leporidae. The record is from RefSeq and is a predicted model, not a curated record.